GCAACACGCAUACUCCAAAAGCCCAGAGCUCUCUCUUCAAAGACCCCUUGUCGAAACUGCCUUAAGUGGGCUGUUUAAAGCUCGCGCUUCCUCUUGUAUCUCGCGGCUUUCCCUGUUUGUCCUUCGCUUGCCUCAAGCUUGCCCCUCGCCAUACCCAAUCCAACAGGCACACGACUCGACUCGAGACGGCAUCUCGGCGGUUCCUGCAUUGGAGAUGAGACCCGAAGCCGGGGUCUGGCACAUCGCGUUGGUUCCUUGAUUUUGUCCAUUCGCUCGUGUCGAGUCUUGGUGAUGCGUUGUUACGGCGCACCAAAAGUCCGUACGAAGUACGGAUUCUAGCCCUUUGCCCCAGUUGGCAUGGCGACGGCAUUAGAAACACAAAGUCCCGGAUGACAGCCAAGAAUCAUCCUCGGGUUCUUUACGGAUACAAUCACUCGGCGCCCUGCCACACAUUGCUACACCGGUCAGCUCGCCUGGUCUCUUACACAACAGCUGAGGCUAUUCGCAGUCGAACUUCCCUGCUCUGCGGGUACAUCUACUGCAGGAACCCCAGGCGGCUCCGUGUUUCCCAUCGAGACCCAUCGAUUUCUCUCCCCCACCAUGCAAAGUCCCAUCCUCUUCGCCUCUGCAGCGGUAAGCUACACCAACACACCGCUCGAUUUGGCGGUCAAUCUCACACUUCAACUACAAACUGUCACUUUAUGAAUUACAAUCCUCUUGUGGCUGCCAGACUGUGAUCUAGUCACCUGUCACGGCUGUCGAAUGUCAACCGUUCCUUCUGGCUCUCUCUCGGGUCCGCAUUGACCGUCUUCGCCGGGUGCUAGCGUCGUCUGCCUGCGGUGCCCGAGUUGCCGGAAAUGCCUAGAUCACGGGAGUCUAUGUGUUUGCCUCGCCCAGCGCAGUGACUAUCAACAACACUGCCAUCCUUAGGGAAACUUUCUUCGACGGCGUUGGAAAACUGUCAUCAUCUGGAUCUGUUCGCGAAAGAACACGCCUGGUAAGCCAUUGACGCAAUCCAUAUGCUAUUUCGCCUGCCUCGUCCAGCCGGUCACUGAUUACACAGACUCGACGCUGAACGGUUAUCCUUUAGAGAAGGAAUCACAGCCUCCAAAGAAUUGCCAGCGAAGAACUCGUGAUGACUCACUGACAACAUGAUCAAGCCUCACA
Messenger RNA from Colletotrichum acutatum, 1167 nucleotides. RefSeq lists its product as uncharacterized. The transcript has a single exon. Bases 390 to 737 code for a protein of 115 amino acids. The record is from RefSeq and is a predicted model, not a curated record. NCBI's taxonomy places the organism in Eukaryota, Fungi, Ascomycota, Sordariomycetes, Glomerellales, Glomerellaceae.